AUGUCAAACUUUUCCUCUUCAUUACGUGCAAUUAUUCUUGAUAAUUCGUGUGCCUCUUUAGCUUUCUAUAAGCAUUGGACCCAAGCAACAACUUCACCAAUUUAUUUAACACCAUCAAUAAAACGAUUGAUUGUAAUGGAAACUGAAUAUUUUGAUUCUUUUAUUGUUCAUAAUCUAAUUAAACCGUUAUUUGGCAAUACUUUACCAAAUCUUCAUCUUAUAUUUGAAUAUCCUAAUGGAGAUGUGCAAUAUUCAUUUGAACUUGUAUUGAUUCUUAAAAAUGGUGUUAUACCACUUCUGCAACAUUUAAAUGUAACAAUUGAACAAGAACAAUUCGAAAAACAAUAUGAUUUAGAAAAAUCUCCACCAUCGAAUCAGUUACGCGAAUGUGACAUUCGACAAAUGAAUUAUGAUACUCAACUUCAAACUCUUGUAUUACGUCAUUUGGCAUUCAGUCAACUUGUAAUAUUACUCAACUCUAUUCGUAUGCCUUUAUUAAAAAAAUGA
Messenger RNA from Rotaria sp. Silwood2, 507 nucleotides. NCBI's taxonomy places the organism in Eukaryota, Metazoa, Rotifera, Eurotatoria, Philodinida, Philodinidae. The record is from the annotation of a GenBank genome assembly.